Messenger RNA from Aedes albopictus (Asian tiger mosquito), 2445 nucleotides. RefSeq names its product protein Cep89 homolog (gene Cep89). Gene Ontology annotation, biological process: mitochondrion organization; chemical synaptic transmission; cilium assembly. Lineage: Eukaryota; Metazoa; Arthropoda; Insecta; Diptera; Culicidae. Gene Ontology annotation, cellular component: centriole; ciliary transition fiber. The transcript has 5 exons. The record is from RefSeq and is a predicted model, not a curated record. Bases 291 to 1907 code for a protein of 538 amino acids.
UACUCACACUGGUUAGUUUUCUGUUUUCUCACCAGGUAUGCUGCCAGUUUUCGAGUUUGUUUGUUGUUGCGCCGUUCGAUGAUAGUGUUUUUUGGUGAAGAAAUUUUAUCCGCUAAAUAUUUUCACUUUUCUGACUGAAAUCGUAGCCUCCAGUGAAAACAUUUCAAAAUUAGUGCAGUGUAGAGUGUGUGCAUCAAGAAAAUGGUAAUUUUGUUCGCAACAGAGUGACAGUUUGAGCAGUUUUUGACCUGAGCUCCUGUGCAACCAUGCGCCUCUGAAACAACACAAUCAUGUCCUCCAAACUACCGAUCCGCAAAAAUGUUGAACCCCUUUUCCGAAUCGUGUCCGACCUAGACAAACCGUCGAUAGUUUCCUCUCCACCAAUCGCAACUGGCGGAGUAUCUGAGGACCUUGCCGAAAGCCACACCCGCUUCCGACGGAAAGCUCACCGAUCUCGAAUUCCCGGCCCGGCUCGGACCUUCGUCGGAACGAUUGUGAGCCGUUCGAAAAGUGUCGACGAUUUGGAGGCCGGGAACGAUCGGAAAUCCAAGGAUCAAAAAGACUCCGUUGGUCACUUGGAAAAAGUUGUAAAGUCGAAAGAUCACCAGAUUGCCAAGCUGGUGGAGAAAAUCACCACGCUGUUCGAAUGUAACAGCCAGUUUGCGGUGGAGCAUGAGAAGCUCCAGAAGGAGUACCAGCAGCUUCAGCAAAACUUGAAGGCGUUGGAAUCGGUACAACCGAAGAGCUGCGAGUCGUGCGGACUGUUUGACAAUGAGCGCGAAGUGCUGGCGAAGGAAAAUGGGGACUUGCGGAACGACAUCAAGAUGAUGAAGAUCUUGGUGUAUCGGUUGAACGUGCAGGUCGAGCGGUAUCAGGAUGUGAUUCGGGGAGAGGGCAAGGCUUCCGGAACAGGAACUGUUCCGAAGAUUGAUUUCGUUGAUAGUUCGUACGGGGGCGCGAAGGACAAUCUUAACUGGGGUCCGGUGAAUUCGCACACUUUGGGACCACUGUUGAACGCUUAUGAGGAAACCAUUGCGGAGAAAAACGAUUUGGUUCAACAGUAUGAGCGAGAGUUCAUCAAUUUCACCGGAAAGCUGAAGCAAGUGUUGGAAGAGAACGAGAAACUGCACAAAGAUGCCGAGGAGAUACGGAGCACCCAGAGUAAUUGGCUGUCGGAGCGAGCUCGGCUUCAGGCACAAAUUGAUGUGUUCAAAAGCAAGGCUGAAAUUCAAGGAAAGCGGGCAGACUUGGCCAAGGAGAAGCUGGUGGAAGUUUUGAAGUGUUAUGAGCAGAAGAUUCAAGCGCAGUGUUUGGAUAUCGAACGCCUGCAGGAAGCUUAUUCACGCUCCAAAGGAGAGCUGACAUCCCUGAGGAACCUAAAUCAGAAACCGGAAGUCGUUGUAGAAGGCUUGAAGGAGUGUCAAAAGUUAUUUGAAGAGAUGAAACUGCAGCAUGACUCCGAAAAGACUCGAUUUAGCAAUGAAAUGGAUUCGCUGAAAGCAGCACUGAAUACCAAGAACGAUGAAUUAUCUAAACUCCUAGCUCAAACUGCCGAACAGGAGAAGGUGUUCGAACGUCAAAAGGAAAUCAACGAUGUCCUCAUGGAGAAGAACGCAGCGUUGAAGCGCUCGCUGCACCACUGUCGACAAUCGAAGGAAGCCCUCAAGGCGCGGCUGAAAAAUGUGGUCACUUGGGGUAAGGGCGUGGAACAGAGGCGUGACCAGUUGAGCGAUGCGUGGCGCAACGUGAAAGCACUGCAGGACAAGAUCCACCAGAGGGACGAACAGUUGCAUGCCCUGCAGGUGCGAUACAGUGCCGAAGUGGAGCAGCUGCAGCGACGGUUGAAACAGCGUGAAGACAGCCUGCGAAGAAUACUGGAGGAGAAGGCGCAGCUGCGGCAGGUUUAGCGUCCGAGAGCGGUUCGGAAGUCAACGCUUAGUGAACCGGUGUAAGUAUGGUUGAAAAGUACAAAUCAAGAAACGUCCAUAGCAGAUGAUAAGAUUUAAAUUAUUUAUAUGAAAUGAGCAUCGAAUGCACCGAAACGUUAGAAGAAUCACGCGAAACUAGUCCAAUUUGUACGCUUCAAUGAAUUAAUGUAACGCGAAGUACUCGAAUGCAAACAAGUAUUUUUUUUAGGAUUUGGUAUUGAUGACACCCGUUUUUAUGUGGCAGACGUUUGAGCGGUGCCGUGUUAUCUAGGUUGCUAUACAACCGAUGCAAAUGAUCUCUAGUUAGAAAUUUUCUCAUUAGAUGGCUCUGUUCAAUCAAUUAUACUGAUUUGAUAAAAUCGCAGUCCAACAAAUAGUUACAAUGUUGGUGUUUUCUGCAAACACUGUCUCCAAUAUCUCGACGACAAUAAAAAAUUACCGCACUAGAUGGUACUGAUGUAAUUUAGGGUGACUUAGGGUAUUAUCGGCAGGUUUGUUCUCUUCGUCAUGGGGGGUG